This is a messenger RNA of Marmota flaviventris (yellow-bellied marmot), 1125 nucleotides long. RefSeq names its product ovo like transcriptional repressor 1 (gene Ovol1). NCBI's taxonomy places the organism in Eukaryota, Metazoa, Chordata, Mammalia, Rodentia, Sciuridae. Gene Ontology annotation, molecular function: DNA-binding transcription factor activity, RNA polymerase II-specific; RNA polymerase II cis-regulatory region sequence-specific DNA binding. The record is from RefSeq and is a predicted model, not a curated record. Gene Ontology annotation, cellular component: nucleus. Gene Ontology annotation, biological process: epidermal cell differentiation; regulation of transcription by RNA polymerase II.
GGCUCGCACUUUAAGACUUCCCGAGCGGCCGAGGGGACGCCAGUCGAGUCAGGAGACGCCUACCUGCCGUUUCCCCGUCGCCCAGUGCACUUGGCUGCAAGGGCUCUGCUACCGAGGGGACCGCGACACUCCGCGAAGUUGGAACCGGCGCGCGCCGUCCCAGCACUGUCUUCCCUCGGAACGUGGGGGCGCCUCGACGAUUCCUCCCCUCAACUGUCCGCUUCCUGCGCCUCCGAGCCGGCCCGGGAAAGGUGGGACGACCCGGUUCUAGUUGCGGAAACGGACCGCGCCGGGCCAGGAGCGUUCGAAAAUGCCCCGCGCGUUCCUGGUGAAGAAGCCGUGCGUCUCCACGUGCAAGAGGAACUGGAGCGAGCUGCCAGAUGAGGAGCGCGGCGAGAUCUACGUGCCAGUCAGCCUGGGCUUCUGCCCACCACAGCCCUACCGGGAGCCAGAGCCAUCAGUGGCCGAACCCCCUUCCUGCCCCCUGGCUGUGGACAUGAGCCUUCGGGACUCCAGCUAUAGUACGGCCCCAGGAGCCUGCGUGGUGGCCCAGCUGCCCUCUGAAGAUGUGGGCUGCCUGACUGGCCCCCAAAGCAGAGAUCAGGGCUUCCUACGCACCAAGAUGAAGGUUACCCUGGGGGACAGUCCUAGUGGAGACCUCUUUACCUGCCACAUCUGCCAGAAGGCCUUCACCUACCAGCGUAUGCUGAAUCGCCAUAUGAAAUGUCACAAUGAUGUUAAGAGGCACCUGUGCACAUACUGUGGGAAGGGUUUCAACGAUACCUUUGACCUCAAGAGACACGUCCGAACCCACACUGGAGUGAGACCCUACAAGUGCAGCCUGUGCGACAAGGCCUUCACCCAGCGCUGCUCCCUGGAGUCUCACCUCAAGAAGAUCCAUGGUGUGCAGCAGAAGUAUGCGUAUAAGGAGCGCCGGGCCAAGCUGUAUGUGUGCGAGGAGUGUGGCUGCACGUCUGAGAGCCAGGAGGGCCACAUCCUGCACCUGAAGGAGCACCACCCUGACAGCCCGCUGCUGCGCAAGACCUCCAAGAAGGUGGCUGUGGCCCUGCAGAACACUGUGACAUCCCUACUGCAGGGUAGUCCCCACCUCUGAGCAGCUCAGGC